Messenger RNA from Zeugodacus cucurbitae (melon fly), 10736 nucleotides. It is a transcript of the gene ash1, whose product is annotated as histone-lysine N-methyltransferase ash1. The record is from RefSeq and is a predicted model, not a curated record. The transcript is spliced from 8 exons. Lineage: Eukaryota; Metazoa; Arthropoda; Insecta; Diptera; Tephritidae. Gene Ontology annotation, cellular component: nucleus. Gene Ontology annotation, molecular function: histone methyltransferase activity; chromatin binding; protein binding. Bases 162 to 9086 code for a protein of 2974 amino acids.
GAAUGACGGAGUCGAAGCAAAAGAAAGACACCAAAGCAGCAUACGAAUGCAAGCGUGGAACAAAGCAAACCAAUAGUGGAAGAAUACGCAAAAAGCAACAAAGAAAGAAAAGUGCCAGCAAAUAGAUGGAAAAAGUGAAAAAGCUUUUGCUUCACUAAAAUAUGAACAAAUCGAUAAAUGAGUUAGGAGCAGAGAAUGUUUUGGCCACGCAAUCACAGGACGUGCAGAAUCAACCUGAAUCCGUUAGUGAAAAUGAGGAAUCCGAUACGGUUACAGAUCAGUCGAGUAGCUCUUCUUCUGAAACUACCAACACACAAAAUUCUCUUACAAACGCAACAUGUUCUAAACGUAAAUCUAACACAGCAUCUACGAAAUCGUCUUCUACAGUAACACAAUUCAGCGUACAACGUUCGGACGUCGAUGGUUUACGUAUGAAAAUCUCAGCUAUACGUCCCACUAAUAUAAUUAAAACUCUUUCUAAUACCAAAAAACCUACCCAUAACGUAGUAGUUAUAAGCAAUACCGAUUCCAGUGGCGACAUUUGUGAUAGAACGAAAACGCAAAAGCACGCAUAUAGCGAAAGGGUACAUUAUAAUAACAACACCAUAACAAAGCCCAUAACAAAGCCACUAACAGUUAAGUUAAGCAACAUAAAGCUGCAACAACAAAAUUUGCAGCCAUUAAAAGUAACAUUAGAGUCUAAGGAGCAACAAACGUAUAAAGGCGGUGCUAAUAAGAUGUCGGUUGAUACAGCGCAGCAGCAUAAUUGUAAUAAUAGUAGUGAAUCGGGUGAUAUUUUUGGUGGAACUGAAAAUGCCAGCGGCACUGAGGUUAACAACACUGUGCAACCGACAUCGACAGCGCCCAGCAUUGGACUUCCAUUAGCGCACUUGCUACCACAAGCGCCGUGUCUCAGUGAUGCUACUGCAGAGUCUGGCUGCUCAGAGGCUACCACAACAACUAUUGCAGCUAGUACAGAUAAGUCUUUGACCAGGCGUGUACGAGUUAAAAGGAAAAAGGUGCAAGCUAAAGUGUUGUCGAAUUUAAAGAAACCCGCAAUAUCCGCAGCAGCUACCGUUAUUAAGUCAGUGCAGUCGAACCAUCAACACAAUUCAAACACAUAUUCUUCCGAUUCGGACAAUGAUGCGCCCAUAUACAAACAAAAACAACAACACCAAUUGCAAAAACGUGCACCACGUCUUCUACUCACAGCUAUCAAUACCAAUCCCAAUAACGUACCACAAAUUAAGCCUUUGGCGUGUAGUAAUAACUCGGCGCUGGCUGCUGGAUCAGCCACUUUUAGUCACGGCAGUGAUAACAGUGAUAACGAACUAAAAUUGGAUGAUGUGGUAAAUGCAGCUAUUAAGCGUGUAGAGAGUGAUGGCGAUGAUACACCCACCGGUGGGGAUGGCUAUCGCAAAACGCGCACUAAACGCCUACCGCAAUACCAGUCGACGUUGUUGCAGGAUUUUAUGGAGAAGACACAAAUGUUGGGUAGUAGCAGUACCACAGCUACGGUGGAGCGCAAAAAUCUUGAGAUUAAUAAACCACUUGUCAGAAAUAAGCCCGCAACAGAUGCUGUAGCCAAUAUUUAUUCCGCGAAUUCCCAAACUGAAGGCCUUACCGCUAGCGGCAAAAAGAAACGUGGCAGACCGAAAAAGUUGCCAACCAGCACAAAUACGGAGCAAUCAGAAACAAUGCCCUUAAGUGUAGCAACAUCGGUAAUCAUGUCUACUUCCGCCACGAAAAUUGUCGCUGCUAGCUCAAUCGCGUCGAAUAUCAAUGAAUCUGCUGACUCCGGUGUUAUAUCUACAACGAGUACAACAACAACACAAAGUUGUACAUCACCAUCGCCAAAGCUGACGAGUGCCAUGGGCAGUAGUAAUAUUAGUAGCACUACACGUUUGGCGGCCACAACGCCAAGUCAGAAGCGGCGCCAUCGUGUUUUAGAAACAACCGAUAAGACGCGACAACCUUCAGUUUCACCCUGCAAAAGUCAAACGCAAGAUGGCAGCGGUAGUUGUAGUGCCAACUCUCCGAAACCCAAAAUCGAUAUUGCAUAUUUGGAUAAGCGCAUGUAUGCCGCUACAGAGCGCGUGCUCUAUCCGCCACCACGCAAUAAGCGUCGCCAAUCGCUGAGUGCGUCAAGCGUCAAUUUGGCAAAUACACCGAGCAGUAAAAAUAUGGCAAAAGCGUCUGCUACAUUAAUAAGUAGUAGUACCGUUGGUGGACAAACUUUAACAACAACAACAGCAAAAAAUGUAUCCAAAGAAGAGCUACAGUUAGAUCCCGUGUGGCGUAAAAUAGACGUGAAUAAGAAAUUUCGACGCCCCAGCGUCAGCGGCUACAAAAGUGAUGGCGGCGGCGGUAAUACAACAAUUUGUAGUAAAAUACUCGCCGCGAAAAGUGGUUACGUCUCGGAUUAUGGUUCGGUUCAUGCGCGUGCGCCGCGCGAUCAUUCCGGUUACAAAAGCGAUGCGAGCGGCAAAAGCCGUUACAGCAUGAAAAGUUGUGCCAGCCGCCGCAGCCGUGCAAAAAGUUGUGGCUACCGCAGCGAUUGUAAGGAGGGCAAGGAUGGUGCUUCUUUAAAGUCGUCAAAAUAUCGCCGAAAGCGACGUUCGGCGCUAUUGCGCGCACAUUCAAAAUCGGUUGGGAAUCUGGCAGGGAACUUGAAUGACGUGGAAAAGGAUUUACUGCAACUUGCUGGGCUCUCGCUUGGCCAGAGUAGCGAAGAGAGCAACGAAUAUGUGUGCAAACCCAAUUUGGAGAGUUUGCCAACGACGAGCGCCUCGAAGAAAUAUGGUGAAAUUAAUCGGUUCAUUGCGACGGGCGAGUACUUCGGACGCGGUAGCAGCAGUAGUGCGCUCGCAAGCGGUGGAAAUAUAUUCGCUGGCGGUUUGCAUGAAAAUGUCGAUGGCAGUGGUUCACAAGAUGGCUAUGGAUUCAGUCGCAAGCUGCUAUUGCAGCGCAAGCACACUACAGGAACUGGCAACGGCGCUGCGCACGAAUUGCUAUUACCGCAAGCGAAUUCUACGCGGAAAAUAAAAUCGCGUCGCUCAUCUGUCGCUAGUUACUGCAGCUCCUACUACUCUAGCACGUCUAAGGUGCGUAGACGGCGUCGACGUAAAAGCUUUCUGCGUUAUCCUUCCUCCAACAAAAGUGGUGCGGUUAUCGACUCCAAGUUGCUGACCGAAAUCGAUAUACUGGUUAACACAUUCAGCGCGCGUUGUCGCAUACAAAGUGGUGCGCUUGGCAAUGACAAGGCGAGCGGUAGCAACAGUAACAACAACAAAGAUAAGUUGCUUGUGGAAACUAGUGGCAAACUGCAGGCUGCCAAUUCUACUGCAACGGCAGCUGGCAGCGGUAGACGUGAGCAGCGCGAUAAACGUUCAUUAAAAAAACGUAAAAUGAGCGAAAACCAAGAGUAUGCUGUUUUAGCGGGCAGCGCUGGCGGUGGUAGUAAUAUUGGUGGUUUCGGUAGUGCGUCGGUGCUGGGUAGCGGUAGUGGUGGUGGUGGUGGCGCAAAACGACGUCAUAAGAAGGCAAAUACUAGCUCUAGUCCAGACGACCAUAAAUUACCGCUAAAGAAACGUCAUUAUCUGUUAACACCCGGCGAGAAAUCGACGGAAGCGGCCGCCGCUGUAGCAGCGAAGCUGUUUGGCAGCACUGCCGUUGAGGCUUGGGCCGCUGCGGUUGCAUCGACUAAAUUGGCGUCUGCUGGCAAAGCGCAACAUAGUCAACAGCAAUUUGGCGCAAUCUGUGGCAGCUCGGCAACACUUUCGGUCACUGGUAGCACACAUAGUGGCAGCACCAAAUCUUCCAAAGCCGGCCUUACACCAAAGAAACGACAAUUUCUACAACAGGAGGAGGGGCGCGAGAGUGCCGGCAUUGCAUCGAAGAGCAGUAGCCACCACAGCAAUAGCUCACCCUUACGCAUCACCAUCGACAAUACGCUAAGUCACAAAAUACUCGAUAUAAGUCCGAUUUCAUUGGCGGGCAGCACGAAACAGAGCGAAGUUGCGCACCGCAAACGCUCACGUCUUGAAGUGCUUGUGUCGAAAAUUGUUGCCACCAGCAAUAACACUCAAGGCAAUGCGGAUGAGAAGGAAUCGCCUACCUCAGUGCUGAGUAAACAAAAACAAUCCGCGUCUAGCAUGAAUCUUAACCAACAUCAGCUGGUAGAGACACCGCCGCCUGGCGUAUUCGAACCAUCUGUGGCGCUAGAGAUACAAAUACCGCCAAUUGUGAAAUUAAAUGAAGGUUCGAGUAGCGUAUCGAGUAUUCCACCGAUAGUUACUAAAGCCGAAGUGAAUUCUCCGCUCAUGACGCAAGAGUUGACACCUACAAUUACUGUGGCAACCGCGGCGGCAAAAACUGAGAGCACUGCUACGCGUGUCGUUGAAACGCUACUGAAUAAAACCGGUGCAGCUAAUUUGUUACUGAAGCGUAAGCGUAAGAAAAUCAAUCGUACCGGUUUUCCGAAUGUGCGACGUCGUAAAAAGCGGAAAAUAAAUGAACAACUGCUGUUGGACAUCGUUGAAGAUGAAGUGGAGCGUACACAGCCCUUGAAAAGGCAACCGAAAGGAGUGCUACCUAAACAGACAUUACCAACAGAACCGCUUACUAACUCAGUAUGCGCUACUGAUAGUGUUAAUGCAGCGUCUAAACCACAAACAGCCGUUACGUCAACGCCAGAGAAACAAUGUGAUCGCGUGCCGGUCUCAGGCGAAGCCAGUGAUAGUUUUCUCGAACGCGCCAAUCGCACACCACGUCUAUCUGUCGUUGCAUUGGAGCGUUUACGCGGCACACCAACGCCUUCGACCUCAGCUGCAGCGCCCACACUUGGUGUUGGCGCAGAGGCAACGCCAGAAGUAACAGAAGAGCAUAAAGAGAACUCAUUUGUACCGCGUAAGGGACGUGCUGGACGUAAGCCGAAAAUCACAAGUGAUCAAGCCAUAGGCGCAGCAGUUGGAGCAGUAGUCAAUACAUCGACUGAUGCACAACAGUUGGUAGCUGAAAACACUGAGUUGGCGACUCGCAAAUCUCGAGUGACACAAACUGCUGUGCAGCAAUCAACAGUUGCCGAAGCACCCAUUGUAAACAAUUUAUCGCAUACCAUGGUCGUCACCAAGUCUAACAAAAGAACGAAGGUCCCAGAGUUGAAUGUUGUUGUGCAGGCCGCAAAAGUGUUGCUAGUUGAGAAAGUGCAGCCUUUAGCCGCAACUAACAAUGCAAUACCCAGAGCACGAGGUCGUAAGCCUAAACUCUCAGCAGCUGCAAUUCUACCAACCACUGUUACACAACCAGCGCUAUUUACACCAGACAACCCACGCAAGAAGCCUAAAGUAGAGCCAGCACCAAGUAGCAAACAAUUGUCGUCAACACUCACAAAGCAAAAUAGGAAAACUGCAACCACAUCGAAAACCUCAGACCGUCCGGCAAGCUUUAGUAAAUCAACUGUACAUAAAAUUAUCACCGCGAAGUCACUGGAGGCUAAAGUCAAAUUACCCGCUGGCAUUGAUCCCAACACAAAUUUUAGCUGUAAAAUACGUCUCAAACGUCCCAGCACAGCACAGCCUACGCUAGUAAGUGCACUGCGUCAGAGUAUGGAUUCGAAUUGUGAUAGCAGCAUUAUCAAGGAUAUACCACAAUCGACACCCGAGGAAAUUGCUGUUGAAGCCGCCGCCAAGGACUCAAGUAUUGACUAUUUGGAACAGGAUAUUUUACCGCGUAGUGAAACGCCCUUCAUUGACUCGGAGGCAGCUACAAGUGAUACCAGCGACGAAAAAUGUUCGACGUCAACGAAUGUGACGUGUGCGAGUAGCGCUAGCACCACUUCAGUGCGGAAAGUUGCACGUCUAAAGAAGAAUUAUUUGCCUGCUGGCUUGUUUUCGGAUUAUUUCAAACAAUUGCAUACACCUUUAAACCCGAAAAAAUCGACGGAUAGAAAGGAGCUACCAACAGCGUCCACAACAUUAGCAAUUAGUGAGGUUAGCAAUACUUCGACUGCUGAAAGUGCACCGCACAAUAGCUUACCAAAUACGCCUUUAACGCCUUCCCUCUUACCGCCACCCUAUUGUGAAACCUACUUUCGUCGCACACAAAUCGACUUUCAACUACCCUACGACAUCUGGUGGGCCUAUACCAACUCCAAGUUGCCCACCAGAAUCACUGUGCCUUCGUGGAAUUAUCGAAAGAUACGUACAAAUAUAUAUGCCGAUGCGGUGCGUCCCAAUACGGCCGGUAUCGAUCAUCCUACUUGCAAUUGCAAGCCGGAUCAAGGUUGUGGCGAUAAUUGUUUGAAUCGUAUGGUGUACACCGAAUGUUCACCGUCGAGUUGUCCGUCACGCGAAAAAUGUCGCAAUCAGAAAAUUCAACGUCAUGAGGUGGCGCCUGGUGUGGAACGCUUCAUGACCACCGACAAGGGUUGGGGUGUGCGCACUAAAAUGCCGAUUGUGAAGGGCACAUACAUAUUGGAGUAUGUGGGUGAGGUGGUAACUGAGCGUGAGUUCAAGGAUCGCAUGGGCACCAUCUAUUUAAAUGAUACACACCACUAUUGCUUGCAUUUGGAUGGUGGUUUGGUAAUCGAUGGUCAUCGUAUGGGCAGUGACGGGCGUUUUGUGAAUCACUCGUGUCAGCCGAAUUGCGAGAUGCAGAAAUGGUCCGUUAAUGGGUUGUCACGUAUGGCGCUAUUUGCUAAACGAAACAUAGAACCGGGCGAGGAACUUUCAUAUGACUAUAAUUUUUCGCUCUUCAAUCCAUCGGAAGGACAGCCAUGUCGCUGUAAUACACCGCAAUGUCGUGGCGUGAUCGGUGGCAAAUCACAACGCAUUAAACCGUUACCAGUUGAAACUAAGAACACCGACGCAACGGCAAAAGACACGCGUAAUGGGCGUCAACGUAAACGCAAGGCGCGUAAGAACACCGAACGUGUGCCAUCGAAGGAUGUGGUAGUCGCACUUGUGCAGCAGCUCUCCGAGAGGGAAAAGAAAUUAGUCAAACAACACGGUAUAUUUUUGGUACGCAAUUUCGAAAAGAUACGACGUUGCAAGGCGCGUCGUACAGCAAAGGUGACAAGUGAAAUGAAAGUGAAUGGCAUGUCACCGAGUUCACCAAUGAACGCCAGUGGCGCAGCGGCAAUCACAAAUCGUCGCCCAUCUACGCCUGCUUCAUUGGCCGCACAAAUAUCGGCGCUACGUUCACCGCGUAGCAUUAAGACACGUGGCCUAACACACGCUGUGCAGGACCCAGAGGUGGAGAAGAUGGCCAAAAUCGCAGUUAUACUACGUGAUAUUUGCAGCUCACUUGAAACGCUUAAAGAUCCCAUUGAUCAAAAGCAUUAUAUUGCAGUUUUAACGCUUACGCACAGCGCAGGCGCAACAAACACGACUGAUGUGGGUAAUGACGGUGAUGAUGGCGACGCUAAUGCUAGCAGCAGUAAUGCUACAGUUGUUAAUAAGAAAAAGAAAAUGGUGAAGGCACCUUCCAAGUCAGAUGUGCCUGACUUGAAGACUGUGCAAAGCAACAUUGAGCAAGGCUACUACAAACAACCGUCGGAAUUCAAUGCAGAUAUGCAGAAAGUAUUCUCAGCGGCACAGCAACAUGUUGUAAAAGGUAGUCGUAAUGAGACAGCAUUGCAGGAGCUAAUCAAAGCGUAUGAGCGCAACAAAGAGGAAUCUUACGAGCGUUUGUUGGAAAUUGUUGGCGGUGAUGCCACCAUGUUGAAAGGUUACUGUGCGCAAACAACAAAAAUGUUGGCGGAUGAGAAGGAGAAAAUGUUUGAGUCAAUUAUCUCUAUCGCACCGAAUCAUGUGGCCAACGACAUAAACACCAGUGUUAUAACGCCCACAUGUAACGAAGACAUUAUACGCUGCAUUUGUGGUUUAUACAAGGACGAGGGUCUGAUGAUACAAUGUGCCCGCUGCAUGGUUUGGCAGCACACCGAAUGCACAAAGGCGGAUGUCGAUGCGGACAACUAUCUGUGCGAACGUUGUGAGCCGCGCAUUGUGGACCGUGAAAUACCGCUAGACGAUUACACGGAAGAGGGUCACCGCUAUUAUUUGACUUUGAUGCGUGGCGAUUUGCAUGUGCGUCAAGGCGAUGCGGUCUAUGUGCUGCGCGAUAUACCCAUCAAAGAUGCCGCCGGUAAUGUGGUGCCAAAACAGAAGCAUACAUACGAAACGAUCGGCACGAUUGACUACAAUGAGUGUGAUAUUUUUCGUGUGGAACGCUUGUGGAAGAAUGAGGAGGGCAAACGUUUCAUAUUCGGUCAUCACUUUUUGCGACCGCACGAGACAUUCCACGAACCGUCGCGUCGUUUCUAUCCCAAUGAAGUGGUACGCGUGCCGCUCUAUGAAAUCGUGCCGAUCGAAUUGGUUAUCGGGCGUUGUUGGGUGCUCGAUCGUACGACUUUCUGUAAGGGACGACCAGUUGAGUGCGCCGACGAGACACAUUGCUACAUUUGUGAGCUGCGUGUAGACAAAACGGCGCGCUUCUUCACGAAAGCAAAGGUCAAUUAUCCGACUUGUACGAAGUCGUAUGCAUUUAGAAAGUUUCCGGAAAAGUUAAAAAUUUCUAAAAGCUAUGCGCCACAUGACGUUGAUCCAGCUUUAUUGAAAUCGAAACGUCAAAAGACUGAUAAUGAGCCUAUAUCGAAUGCCAGAAGCUCGAGCAACAGAUCAGUGACUCCCGUCUCUUCAUCGGCGUGUGCGCCGGAUGUGUCCGCCAAUGCUGGCAGACAAACGCCGAAUAAAACAACACAGCACAGCGGUCGUAAACGUCAAAACAAUAACAGCCCAGCAGUAGUGCACUUAAUUUCGCCAUUACCACAAAGCGUGCAGACCAUAAAACAAAAACGCAACCACUUGGAAACCGUACUCAAAACAAUGAAACUCAAAUGGAAGAAUACUCAAACGGUGUGCGAACAGCCCAUCGAUCUAUCAUAUCUACUAUCUGGACGCGGUGCAAGGCAGCGUAAAUCACAAGCGACCGCAGUGGCUGCAAUUGUAUCUAACACACCCGCCCCCACUACAACCAGCAAUCCGACAACAAGCACGUCAUUUGCAACGGCCAAUGAGUCAACUUAACACACAACACAUAAAAUGAGUUCAAAAUGGCAGGAAGUCUAUGAAUUAUAUAUUUCAACAUAGGAUUAGGUUAGUUAAGUUUGAAAAUGGUAUACAACUGAAGGACGCGUGGUGUACCAUAUGUAAAAAAUGUAAACUAACACACUACACAACAGCGAACAAUAUAAAAUAUCUGAUAACUUAUUUGUAUAUAUAUAUAUGCAUAUGUACGAUAUAUAGCAAUUAAUUAUUUGUAAAUUACGCGUAUCGCAUAUACAAACAACCAUACAGAUAGAUGCCGUAUGGUGCGGAGCAUUGAAUUGAAAUUCACUUUAUCAUAGCCAUUUUAUAUGAAAAAGUACAUAUUGAAUUAUUUGUUAUUUUCUUUUUUAUUAAAUAUCACUAUUACAAAUAUUUUAGCGCAUGCUUAGGCUAUUAUUAUUAAAUUUGUAGCAAUUUAAGUUGUUUAUUUAUUAAUGGCAAACUAAUCGACCAGUCGAUUUUAGACAAUUUGUAUUUGUAUUUUCUUCGCAAACACUGUUAUUUUGAAAUUCAAAUAUUUAUUUUUGACUAACUUAUUUUUUAUUAUUUUAUUUUAAUUGUAUUUUUUUAAUGAAUUUCUCGAACUUGAAUUACUUUGUAGUUAUUGUAUUUAUUAUAUACAUUAGCCUUGUGUUUUAUGAAUUGUUUUAUUGCUUAUUAGUUGUUAGCAGCACUUAUAUAGUUUUUAUUAAAAGAAAAAUAGCAUAAUAAUUGCCUUUUUUGCAAACUUACUAACUGCUUGUCUAUUUUUAGACUAUGGAAGUUUCACAUAUUAACUUGUUUUCCUUCCAUAAAUAUUUGUUGUUAACUAUUGUAAAAACAAAAAUGGAUUAUUUUUCCAAAUUUAACAAAAAAAAAAAUAUAUUUUUUCAUUGAAAAUCUGAAACUGUGUUUGGUAUUCCUUAAUUUUGAGUCCGUAGUUUGAAAUGAAAGCUGGAACACAAUUUUGAAAUAACUCUAACGGACGGUGAGCACAGCAGAAUUCUCUUUUUGGUUAGAGUCGUGAACAUAAAUCUAAUAAACUCUUUCUGAAAUCAUCGCUCACAUCAUUUUGACUAAGCUGACCGUCCUUGUACGGGUACAAAUCCAUGUCCGAGACCGAGUUGCCGGUCCCCGGCCGAAUACAAAUCCAUCUCCAUUCUGCUUUUGCAUAUCCAACUGUCCUGGGUACGGAUAAAAGCAUGUGUUCUCAGUUUUCGCCUACACCAACAUUGACACCUGUAUGUCUUAAAAGAGAAAUUACAAUAAAAUGGCAACACCACACAUAUGACUGACGUCUCACAAUUGUCACUGCUACAGCUGGUGAAAUUGUCUGGUCUUUCCCGAUUUCCUGCGUUUUGCGUGUAGCGAUUUAUGCACAAACUCUUGAAAAAUUGUGCAAAAUAACGCUACAAUUUUAUUUAGCACCGUGGUAAAGUUAUUUUAUACACAAAUUGUGAACAACUUGCCAUUUAAAGUGCUUUUAAAAUAGAGUAGCGUAAAUAAUUCGGUAAAAUUUUGCUGUCGGGUCAACUAUUUCUAGUAGUGCACUUAUUCAUCGUGUUCGAUUAGUUGUUGCUAGUGAAAGCAUAGAAUAUAUUAAAAUACGAGAAAAAAGUGCGGAAAGGCACAAAUAUGAGUAAAUUCACA